CGCCGCUACCCGAACUCGUCCCUCUUGAUGCCAACCUCAGUCAGGGAAGGAAAAAGGGAGGAAGAAGGGAAGAGAAAAAUCCAGCUGCAGAGACCCGGGUCCACUCACACCUCCGCUACCGCCGCCAUCUUCCUGCCUGGCCCACUAUUUACCCUCCCCUCCCUUCACCACUCCCCGCCCCUCCGUCCUCCCAUUCUCCCCCUAUUGCCCGCACAUGCCAAGAGCUUGAGAUUCCCCUCACCUAAGCUUCCUACCUCCGGCCUUCUCCGGUGACUAUGGGUAGAAAGAUAGUAAAAAAAGAAGACAUUUUACAUUUACACCAUGUAUAGCACAAAGGAAAAGAAUGACAAUGACAAAGAUGAUCUUCUGCUUACGAUGGGACUUAAUGAUAAUAAAGCAGGAAUGGAAGGAUUAGAUAAAGAGAAGAUUAACAAAAUUAUAAUGGAGGCCACAAAGGGAUCCAAAUAUUAUGGAAAUGAACUCAAGAAGGAAAAACAAGUCAACCAACGAAUUAAAAAUAUGAUGCAACAAAAAGCUCAAAUUACCAGCCAGCAACUAAGGAAAGCACAAUUACAGGUUGACAAAUUUGCAAUGGAAUUAGAACAGGGCCGGGAUUUGAACAAUACCAUAGUGCAUGUUGACAUGGAUGCCUUCUAUGCAGCUGUAGAAAUGAGGGACAAUCCAGAAUUAAAGGAUAAACCCAUUGCUGUAGGAUCAAUGAGUAUGUUGUCUACUUCAAAUUACAUUGCAAGGAGGUUUGGUGUUCGUGCAGCCAUGCCAGGAUUUAUUGCUAAGAGACUCUGCCCACAACUUAUCAUAGUGCCCCCAAACUUUGACAAAUACAGAGCUGUGAGUAAAGAGGUUAAGGAAAUACUUGCUGAUUAUGAUCCCAAUUUUAUGGCUAUGAGUCUUGAUGAAGCUUACUUGAAUAUAACCAAGCACUUACAGGAAAGACAAAAUUGGCCUGAGGACAAAAGAAAGUAUUUUGUCAAAACUGAAAAUGCCAUAGAAAAUGAUCAACCAGAAAAGGAAGUGGAUAAACUGAGUGAGCAUGAACGGACCAUCUCUCCACUACUUUUCGAAGAUAGUCCUCCUGAUUUGCAAACCCCAUCGAACUUUGAAGAACAAAACAAUCCUCAAAUACUACAGAAUUUAGUUGUUUUUGGAACAUCAGCUGAGGAAGUGGUAAAGGAAAUUCGUUUCAGAAUCAAGCAAAAAACAGCACUGACGGCCAGUGCAGGAAUUGCCCCCAAUACAAUGUUGGCAAAAGUUUGCAGUGACAAGAAUAAGCCAAAUGGACAAUAUCAAAUUCUCCCCAACAGACAAGCUGUGAUGGGCUUC
This is a messenger RNA of Ictidomys tridecemlineatus (thirteen-lined ground squirrel), 1341 nucleotides long. Its product is annotated as DNA polymerase kappa. Gene Ontology annotation, cellular component: nucleus. Gene Ontology annotation, biological process: error-prone translesion synthesis. Gene Ontology annotation, molecular function: DNA-directed DNA polymerase activity; damaged DNA binding. The record is from RefSeq and is a predicted model, not a curated record. Lineage: Eukaryota; Metazoa; Chordata; Mammalia; Rodentia; Sciuridae.